UGGCUAGCUGGCUAUCAAUCAGCUGGCCUGCCUGGUCCUUCUUCAGUGGUCAGAGACAGAGGGAGAGGCUGUAACAGAGAAAGAGGAAGAUGGCGUGCGAGUCGAGCCGCUCUCUAUUAUUUCUACCUCUAAGGACGCUGAUGAUUCUAAUAUUCACGUCCUUGGGAUCUUCGCAUUGCCAGCUAGUUCAGGCGCCCACAGAGCCGCCCAAAAAGAAGCCGGAUCCCGUGACGUCCGAGACGGUGGUUUUCUGGGGCCUUCGUCUCUGGCAAGUUAUCGGAGUCUUUGCCAUCUUUGUUCUGGGAGUCAUCAUCACUCUCUGCUGCAUCUUCAAAUGCCGGAUUCCGAGAACCAAGAAGGAAAUCGAGGCUCGCUACGCGCAGCGCCAGGCUGGGAAGCAGUAUGCCGACAAACUGGAGAGCGUUCCACCAUUAAAUGAGCUCACGGAAAUCCCCGGAGGCUCUUCUGAAAAUCUUCAAACUCUUUCUGGCCAAGUCCAGUCUAAACCUCACCGGUCUUUGCCGGUCCUCAGAGAAGAAGAUGAGAUGGUUCACCCGGCGAAUUAGACGUUUCCGUUCUGCUUCUAUUCCGCCUUUUCUUUUUCUUCCUUUCCUUCUUCGUCUUCAUUUCCAGUUUCUGUUUAUUGCCGUCACUACCCCCCCCCCAGUUAAAAUGUCCUCCUUCAUUCGCUUGUAAUUUGGUUUUAAUACAAAGUGUGACCUGAGGAGGUGAAAAGAUUCUAUAUUUUUGUUUCAUUUUUAAUAUGGACAUUUUAUGUUUUUCUGGUUCUUUGUGUCUGAAGCCUUUGUGUACGAUCAUAUAAAUGUUUUCUAUUCUGGAAGAAUUAUUAUAAUUCUCAUCAUUGUUGGUGGGCGAUUUUCUUUGAUAAAUAUUUUUUUUUGUUACG
This is a messenger RNA of Spea bombifrons (plains spadefoot toad), 907 nucleotides long. RefSeq names its product transmembrane inner ear (gene TMIE). The record is from RefSeq and is a predicted model, not a curated record. Lineage: Eukaryota; Metazoa; Chordata; Amphibia; Anura; Pelobatidae. The transcript has 4 exons. Bases 90 to 566 code for a protein of 158 amino acids.